Carya illinoinensis is the source of this 1470-nucleotide messenger RNA. RefSeq names its product protein SOSEKI 5-like. The coding region runs from base 316 to 684 and encodes 122 amino acids. NCBI's taxonomy places the organism in Eukaryota, Viridiplantae, Streptophyta, Magnoliopsida, Fagales, Juglandaceae. The transcript has 3 exons. The record is from RefSeq and is a predicted model, not a curated record.
GAUAAGAUUUCGGCAUUGACAAUAGUUUAUGGGCAAAAGAUUCACUGAUUAUUUUCCUUCUUGUUGUAUAGCACGUUGUCCCUUUGCACCUACGUCUGCUACUCAAUCACCAUACUCCAUGCUUUUUUAUCAUUUCCCAAGCCAAGCCCUUACAAAUAUACGAACAUCACACUCCACUCGGACGUCCUCCAACAAAAAAUCUCUUGCACGAGUUGCACCUCACUUUUGCCUGCCUGGAAAUAUUUAACCUCCAGAAACCAACUACUCUGGAGCAAUCAAGCUUGAAUAGUUUUCUUCCCUUUUUAGCUAUGUAUAAUGGCUGUUGAUAUAAGACGAACAACAGUGCUAUGCAUGCCGAGGCAGCAAUGGCCAGACAGGGAGAGUAGCCCUGAGAGAACCAAGAUUUGGUUCGAGCCAAAGCCUAAGAAUACCGUGCAAAAAGUUCCCGUCAUUUACUACCUCUCCCGGAAUGGCCAACUUGAGCAUCCUCACUUCAUGGAGGUGCCUCUGAUCUCUUCACCCAAAGGGCUUUAUCUCCAAGAUGUGAUGAACAGACUAAAUUUUCUUCGAGGACAGGACAUGGCCAAAUUGUAUUUCUUGGUCUUCAAAACGGAGCUACAGAAAUGGAUUUGUGUGGCAAGACUUAUCCAAGAACGAAGUCAUAUACCCGUGUCACGGCCAUGAAUACAUUCUCAAAGGUUCACAACUCUUAGAAACCUCUUUGAGCUUUCGGUCCUAUGAAAGGGCAUCAUCAUCAUCAUCAACGUCAAAAAUUUCCACAGAAACAAACAGUUCCAGUGUAGAUUCCAAUGUCCCGGCCAUUCUCAGGAAAAAGAAUCGGUCCUGGAGUUCAUUUGAAGACCUUCGUGAAUAUCAAGUUUACAAGGCCAAAACUGCUGCAGAGUUCGCUGAAAAAGCUGCUAACGCAGCAACACAGACUGAGGAUCACAAGGAGAGGCCAAGAGGGAAAGAUAUCGAAGAGAUGGGAGGGAGUGGUGAAACUAAGCCGAGUGCAGAAGAGUCGAAGUCUAGCUUGGAAAAGUGUUCGAAGAUUAAUGAUAAUGGGUCAGCAGAUUUAGGAAAUCCGACGGUGGAACACGGCCGACUUCCCAGUGGGAGGAUGAAGGCAUCCACGGUGUUGAUGCAGUUGAUCGGGUGUGGAUCGAGAAGGAUUAAGGAUUUGUGAAUUGUGAGUACUCAACUUACAGCGAUUCAAGAAUUGAGGGUGCAUCAAAAUUCACUGUAAUCUUCGUCUUAAGAAUUGGAUUGAAAUUCGAGGGUUUUGGACGUUUUGAAGGGGCCUACGACCAACGAGGCUGUUGUUGAGUAGUUAUAUAGGCCUGAGCCCAUUAGUUUGGUUGGGCUUUACGGCCCGUGGUAAAAAAUUAUGGCCCAUUUAUGAAAAGUCCAAUGAUGGAUAGGGAAUUCAAUACCGAAUCCACAAGAAGAACUAACGCGUUGCGUUUUUCA